UGCUGGUUGAACUCAACAUGCCAAAGCAAUUCACGAUCGUGUAUAUUCCUGCGGACGAGGGCACUGAGCUGCAAGAGUGGCAUCUGGACCUGCCGCAAGACGUGGAUGGUCAAAUCGCAUGUCUGACGGAGCGGUUGCGAGCCCAUUUCAAGGGCAAAACUGGCGCCGCGAGCACGGACGAACAGAAGGACGCGUUCCGCCAACAGAUCAUCAAGCAGCUCCCAAAAGAUGCUCCCGUGAACGACCAAAUGAUGGCCAUGAUGCUGCAGAUGGAAAGCUUGGUCGAUUCAAUUCCGUUGAUUUUGAACACACCAGCCGUGAAGUAUGUUGGCGUCAACUUGUACGUUGAUGACAAGGGCACUGCCAAGAACUUGCCCGUGAACCUGCGGGCUUCGGCGAUCGCCCAAGCAUGUGGCAAGAUGCUGGAAGUGCGAGGCGAUGCCUUUAUCGCCCGCCUUUUCGACAACGGUGCGUCCGGCGUAUCCACUGAAUGUUGUAGAUCCCAUAUCGUCCUAAAGUCGUGCAUUUUGGUACACAGACGAUGCGUUUGUGCGCCUGGACUUCACCCUGUCGGAAAUCAACGCCGAUGCGGAAUGGAUCAAGAUCGCGCAACGUCAGUCGUCCGGCAACUCCCAAAGCGCGUCGUCCGCGGCAGCAUCGGGGCGACAAUGCGCGUCCCCGUCGUGCUCAUCCAAAGGUGUCCACCGAUGUUCGCGAUGCCAGGCCGAGUACUACUGCAGUCAAGUGUGUCAAAAGUCGCACUGGCGGGUGCAUAAGCUCACAUGCGUGAAGAAGUAGGAUUAAAGAAACAUGACUAUACGAUCAAAC
Molecule: messenger RNA, 828 nt
Organism: Aphanomyces astaci
Lineage: Eukaryota; Oomycota; Saprolegniomycetes; Saprolegniales; Verrucalvaceae
Exons: 3
Coding region: 18-776 (252 amino acids)
Source: RefSeq, a predicted model, not a curated record